AUGCAGCGCGGCGCGCUGUCCCCGGCGCUGAUGCUCAGCGCUGCCCCGGAGCCUCCGCCGCGCCCUCCUCCCGCCCUCUCGCCGCCGGGCCCGGGCCCCCGCCAUGGCUCGGCUCGGCCCGGUGCUGCUCCGGAGCCGUCGGGGGGCCUGGGCGCGGCGCUCGACAGCAGCCUGCGGGCCGCCGUGGCGUUCAAGGCGGAGGGCCAGCGCUGCUACCGCGAGAAGAAGUUCCGGGAAGCCAUCGGCAAGUACCACCGGGCGCUGCUGCAGCUGAAGGCGGCGCAGGGGGCCCGCCCUGGCGGCCCGCCCGCCCCCGCGCCCGCCCCCGCCCCCGGGCCCGCCGCCAGCCCCGGGCCGGCCCGCCUCAGCGAGGAGCAGCGGCGCCUGGUGGAGAACACGGAGGUGGAGUGCUACGACUCUCUCACCGCUUGCCUGCUGCAGUCGGAGCUGGUGAACUAUGAGCGCGUGCGCGAAUACUGUCUCAAGGUGCUGGAGAAGCAGCAGGGCAAUUUCAAGGCCACCUACCGCGCUGGCAUUGCCUUCUACCACCUGGGUGACUACCCACGCGCGCUGCGCUACCUGCAGGAGGCCCGCAGCCGCGAGCCCACAGACACCAAUGUCCUCCGCUACAUCCAGCUGACUCAGCUGAAGAUGAACCGGUGCAGCCUUCGGCGGGAAGACAGUGGGGCCGGGGCCCGGACUCCGGAUGUAAUCGGCUGAGGCCACCCCGGGGGGACUGUCCCUCUCCCCACCCUGCCUCCCCAUGUAACUGCCCCCUGACUCAUGUGUUCUGUGGUAAAGCACUUGUCACUGGUGACCAUAACUUUUGUGUGUG
Messenger RNA from Loxodonta africana (African savanna elephant), 835 nucleotides. RefSeq names its product tetratricopeptide repeat domain 9B (gene TTC9B). Gene Ontology annotation, molecular function: protein binding. The record is from RefSeq and is a predicted model, not a curated record. The transcript is spliced from 3 exons. NCBI's taxonomy places the organism in Eukaryota, Metazoa, Chordata, Mammalia, Proboscidea, Elephantidae. Bases 1 to 720 code for a protein of 239 amino acids.